AUGGACACGAGAGGAAAGCUGAGCGACUGCCGCUCCAUCUCCCACGACACCCUGCGGAAUGGACUCCCCUCGCCGCGCAUCGAACACUAUGACGGCGAAGUCCCUCCCGCUCUCUCACCCCUAGACGCUUUCGCCGCUCAGGGCCGAUUCCUCGCUAGACAGCUAGAUGAGUCUCGAAGGGGAGACCGGCGCAUGAGCCGCCUGCCUCCUUCCAGCGUGGCUCGAUCGCUCUCGCACGGUCGACCGGGCUACUUCCGUGGCACCUCCAGCGAUUCUCAAACAAAUACUCUUACGCGGAGACCGACACAGAAGGCGCUUCCGGAAUUUGAAGAGCCCAAAUAUCGCCCGGUGUCAGAGCACCCCCGUUUCAGUUCCAUUUCGCAUGCUACCACCAACACCGACCUCGAUGACGAUGAUGAGUCUACGCCCCGCACCACAAUGGUCCCUUCCGAUUCAUAUGAGAUGCCGCGUGCCGAGUCUCCUGACGAGGACCCGGUACUUGCACGCGAAUCUGAGGAUUCAGUCGGUGUUGCCAUGUUUGAUCCGUCUCGGCAAAACUCGACCGACUCGGUGUCAUCACGUCUUCAUAUUCCUCGGACUCUAGCACCACCGAUCUCGCCUCAUUCGCGACCCUCGAGCAGUGCCAAAGUCACGCACCCGGAGAGCUCCGAUGACGACUAUAGUAGCUCGAACGCGGGCUCGACCUUCUCUAAACCGCGGAAGCUGUCAUCUGGCAGUGCCGUAUCAUUGCCAUACUCGCCCAUGUCUACUUAUCCCGGUCGCGGUCCUCAUCCGCGUUCGCCCUCCUUGAGCUCAGAAACCUCGAAUACUGGGCAUCUUCCUAGACCUUCCUUUAACUUUUCCCGACCCCUCAGCCGAUCCAGCACCAGCCUGUCGGCCCCAGGCCCGUCAGCAACAUCCGAGCCAACUACGGCAUCCCAGACGCAUCAUUGGAACCAGCCGAGCCAUAUGCAUCGUGCGAGCAAGCCCACCCCGAUCCUUUUGCCAUUGGCAACGGAAGCAGCAGCAGCCACUGCACCUAAUAAGGGUGAUCCGUCUUCCGCCGUCUCUUCCUACGUGUACGCUAAAUAUGACCUUCCCCGUGGACGCGAGCUUUCAAGAAACUCGGUGGUCUUCGCGGGCUUACAAACACCGCAUUUCGAAUGGAAUGAGCAUAAUCCAAUGUUUGAGAAAACCCCUCCUCGGCAUUCAGAGGAUCACUUGCGCUCGGCUCGUACGCCGCCGCCCUCCAUGCGUUGUGAGCUGGAAAAAUCUCCCAAACCGCACUCGAUGUAUGAGGUGUCCGUCCCUCAAGCUCCGAAAUCAGUAUUCGUGCCGCCAUCACCUCCGAAGCCCCAGCCGGCACCGGCACCGGCGGCGUCCACACCCCGCAAGUCCAGCGAAUCUACACAACAGAUUGCGAACACCAAUGACAAGGCUGAGACCGUCUCAUCGGCGGAUUCAGCGAGUACUUUGCGCCCGCAAACCGCUGGAACCCAGACAUCGUCGCUCAACAUGACUGCCGAUGAUCACGUGUCAAAGGGCAUCGACCUACACGAGAAGGGUUCCUUGAAUGAGUCAACAUACCAUCUGCGGGUUGCGGCCAAGCAGAACCACCCCACUGGAAUGCUGUUGUACGCACUCGCCUGCCGUCAUGGCUGGGGCAUGCGAUCCAACCAGCAAGAGGGCGUGCGAUGGUUGCGUAAAGCCGUGGAUUCAGUUGGAUUGGAAAUGCUGGAAAACCCGGACGCCCCUGGUGCAUCCAAGGCGAAGGAAUUGCAGAAGGCCUACCGGUCACAGUUUGCUCUCAGUAUCUACGAACUGGGUGUCAGCUACCUGAACGGCUGGGGCAUUGAACAGGACAAGAGCCUGGCUCUGCGCUGCUUCGAAAUUGCCGGUCAAUGGGGUGAUGUAGAUGCCAUGGCCGAAGCAGGAUUUUGUUACGCGGAAGGUGUUGGCUGCAAGAAGGACAUGAAAAAGGCUGCACGGUUCUACCGCCAGGCCGAGGACAAUGGCAUGAGCAUGGUCGGAAACAGCUGGAUUUAUAAGGAUAAAUACAUGGCUGAAGACGAUUCUAAGGGCGGUCGUGGUCGCGGUCGCGGACGAACCGUCACCGACAACAAGAAGGACAAGGGCGAGAAAAAGCCUCGCAGCAAGUCGCGCACUCGCAGCAUGUUCCAGCGAAAGAAGUCCAUCGUCCCCGAGGCAUAG
Messenger RNA from Penicillium atrosanguineum, 2211 nucleotides. RefSeq names its product tetratricopeptide repeat protein. Gene Ontology annotation, molecular function: protein binding. Lineage: Eukaryota; Fungi; Ascomycota; Eurotiomycetes; Eurotiales; Aspergillaceae. Bases 1 to 2211 code for a protein of 736 amino acids. The record is from RefSeq and is a predicted model, not a curated record. The transcript is spliced from 2 exons.